CAGGGGGUUGGACUAGAAGACCUCCAAGGUCCCUUCCAACUCUACUAUUGUAUUGUAUUACUAGUCCAAUAUGCAGCACCUUAGUUGCUAAUGGGGGUGAGAAGGUUUACCAGUGUAGCUUCAAUGCUAUGGUAGCAAUACUGGUUAUCAGUAGGUUUCCAGGUCAAAUUUAACCUGUAAAGCCCUACGUGGCUUGGCUCUGUAUCUCCAGGACCAAAUUUCCACAAUCAAUCAAGAAAUCAAUGCUUCCAUCCUGUGCAUUCACUCAGAGAGGAGAUGCUGAGGAUCAUGGGAUGAAGGAGAUUGGUGGCCUGAAGGUAGUCCUCAGCGGUAGCUUCCACAUUUGUGGAGCAGUUGACAACCUUGGAUUUGUGUGGAACAAUCUGCUGGCCUUGCUCACAGUCAUUAAGACCAAAUUGUUCUGCAGAUAGUUUGGAAAAUCACUAUAGGGUGCUUUUUGAAGAUUGUUUAAACAGAUGUUUUUAUUUAUGGUGUUGGUAUGGAUUUUUUUUAAAAAUGGGAUUAGGAUUUGCUCAUUCUAUAGUGUUUAUUCUUUUGAUUGUUAACUGCACACAGCUUCUAAAGUGGAUAGUGUACACAUUUGUUAUGUAUGUAUAGUGAUACUUAAAAUAUGUGAACCGUUUUGAAUUUUCAGUAUUUCUACAUAAAUAUGACUUAAUAUGUUCAUUCCAUACAAAUCCUAAAAUUAGAUAAAGAAAACCCAAUUAAAUCAAUGAGUCAAAAGUAUUUACUAGCUCAUUUAUUGUUGAGGAAAAUUAUCGGUUUUGCCAGAAUGGGAUCUGAGCCCAGGCACAAUCUCAACUCCUGGAUAAUGCCUCAGGCUAGGAGUCCUAUCCCAGCCAGCCAAGAAGACUAACAUGAGCAGCAGAAUAUUCAAGAGAACUAAGUUUUGUGUUCAAAGCUUAUUGCAUCUCCACAAAUAUUUCAGCAGGGCUAUCACAGCAAAGCUGCAAAAAUCCAGACAAUUACUAGCUAAUAACCAAGAGCUGUGCUGGCUUCAGGCUAUGGUUGAGUAGGCACUGGCCUAGGACACCAAAGCCAAUGCCAAUGAUUCUUCUUUUGAAUCAUUCUAAAAAUGCAAAGCUUCUUAUCAUCAGUCAAUGUGGCUCAGGGUACAUAUGGUAUAUCCAUGAGCCAGGUUUAGCAAAAAGAUAAAUAAAUGCAGUUGUUUAGUGCCAUCACAUGGUCACUUGGAUUUUUGAAAAACCAUAUAUGGCAUAUAUGGGGGAGAUACAAUAGGCAGAACAAGAAUCACUGAAAUAGUAUCUGGUAAUAAAGGUCUCUAAACAGUGUAGUUUUCAUUUUAUUUUCCUAGUUGCUGCUGUGUGUAUGUCCUUUGUGGUGCAAUAGUAGAUGGGGAUGAAGGAAAAAAACGAUUUCUAACUUUCAAUUGACUGAGUGUCUAAUGCUUAUUAGGCACUAGUAACUUGGUUUGAUUUGAAAAUUAUUUUGCAUACAAUGUAACAGCACAAUAGGAAAUAAGAAGUGUUCCAGUUAUUGGAAAUUACAGAAAAGCUUUGCAGAUACUAAUUUCUAACCUUUUUUAAAAAAAAAUCUUUGCUUGGUCUCUUAGAAAAUUGAGAUAUGAAUUAAUAUUAAUGAGUCUGUAAACUUACAUGAAAUAAUGCAUCACAUUUUACUUUUGGUCUUCUGAUCACACUAUCCCAGAUAUGUUUCAGCAUGCAACCGACUUUAAAUCAUGGUUGGCGAACAAAGACUGAACCUUUUUUGCCAGACAAGACCUUGGAAAUGUUAGUAGUACAAUGUGAUAAUCUUGAGAAGCAAGUUUCAGUAAGAAUUGUCCACUUGCACAUAAUUACGGCAUAAAUAAUUCACUGGAAACAUCUUUUUUCAGCUAUGUUCUCAUGACAUUGUCUUCAUAUUGGUCUCUCACAACUGAGACAGCCUUACGUCCUUAACUGAAAUGACAUUUGCUCUUGUAUCAAGUGUAGCCCCAGGAUGUACAUAUAGAAGUCUGUGCCAACCUUUAAGUUGAAGGAAACCAGAGGUUUGCAAUGACUUGAAAUAUUAUCUGCAGGUUUUCUAGCAAUGGAGAUAGCAAAUUUAUGCUGUGAGAGCUUUUUCCAACUCAAGGAUGAGAGGACAGCAUUUCAGUUCAGAAAGGCCUUAUGACUGCAAAUUAUCAGGCUCAUAUUAAUGACCAUUUGAUUGCACAAUUUAUUACAUAUUGUAUUUGAUGCUGAUAAAAAAAUCUUUAGAAUUAUUAAUCAUCUAUAUGAAAUCAAUGUUUUGAGAAAACUGGUGUGAGAAUGCUAUGAAACAUUUUUUGGGAAAACCCAAUGUAAGCAGAAAUAUUUAAAAUUACAAGCCCUGUAGGCAGGUAUUUCAAUUGCAAACUCUAAGUAUGUUCUUAAAAAGUUUGUUUUUGAAAGGUUCUUAUAUUUCUUACAACACAGUCCUAUGGCUACUGAGAACUCAACUCAGCCAAAUCAAUGAGAUCUUAGUCACAGAUAUAUUUCAGGUUGCAAGCUAAGCAAAAACAUUUUAUAACAUUAUCCAGUGUUAAAGGUUAACAAUGAUGACACUUCAUAUACGGGUAGUCCUCAACUUACGACCACAACUGAGCCCAAAAUUUAUGUUGCUAAGUGAGAAAUUUGUUAGAUGAGUUUUGCUCCAUUUUACGACUUUCCUCGUCCCAUUUCUUAAGUGAAUCACUGCAGUUCUUCAACUAGUAAAACAGCUGUUAAGCUUCCCUUGUCUGAAGGUCGCAAAAGGGGAUCACAUAAUUCUGGGACACUACAUCCAUCAUAAAAGUGAGUCAGUUGUCAAGAUCUGAAUGUAAAUCACAUGACCAUGGGGAUGCUGCAUCAGUCCUAAGUGUGUCCUCAGAAAUAAGUCAUAAGACACUUUUCUCAUGCCGUUGUAACUUUGAAUGGUCACUAAGUGAAAUGUUGUAACUCGAGGACUACCUGUACUUUAUCAAAAGGAGGGAUUGUUUUCAGUGACUAUUUCUAAUCCUGAAUUUUACUCCUCCAGGUGGACAAUCUGCAAGUCAGUUAAGAUACUCCGCUUUGCCUGGGGAAAACGGAUGCUACAAGGCAUUUUUUCAGGGGCCACGCAUGUUUUUUGAGAAGUCGCCGAUCGAGCUGGGAAAAGCUUGGGAGAAAACAGGCUUAGGCAGACCGCCGUGGCUUUGAGGGGUGGGGAAAGCGUAUCUCCCCCGCCCCGCAGAGGCUUCUUCCCCUGCUCGCUCGGGCUUUACCUGCAGCUUCCGCUCCCUUCCAAGGUUUCUCUCGCCCUACAGGAGGGGGAAGCGUAGAAGCGCCCAGCGGUAGCUAACUAGGAAGUAGUAGGAGAAAGCGGCAGGGUCCGAGAGGGGAACGGCGGGCCGAUCGCAGGUGCCAAAGCCCUUCAGCUCACCACGGCUUGGCCGACCUCCUCGCCCCCAAUGGCUGCUCCCGCCAUCGCUCCGCCCGAAGAUCAAGUAACUAAAGAACCAGUAGAAGACACUGACCCUAGCACUUUAUCCUCAGAAAAUAUAGAAAAGUAUCCUGUCCAAGAUACAGCAUUACCCAAAGAUGAAGAAUACCAAACAGAAAAAGUGACUUUGGAAAUUUCAUCCAUUAACAUUACAAGCCUAACAUCAGAUUCUGGCUUGAUACACCAGCCAGAAGAAGAUGAUGACACUCAAAGUAGUGCUGGUGAUUCACCUACAGCUUUGAAGAAGUCAUGUACAGAAAAUGGCUCUUGCUCUUUGUGUACAUUUCACCAGCCAACCAUCGGUGACCUACUAAAUGAUGAAGACUUGCUGUAUAUGAUGAGGAUCAAAUUGGAUCCAUCCCACCCGACAGUGAAAAACUGGAGAAACUUUGCAAGCAAAUGGGGAAUGACUUAUGAUGAGUUGUGCUUUCUGGAACAAAAACAACAGAGUCCCACCUUGGAAUUUUUGUUACGGAACAGUGACAGAACUGUGGAGCAGCUGAUUGAUCUCUGUAAAUUAUAUCAAAGGGUUGAUAUUGAAAAACUACUGCAGAAGUGGGUGGAGAAGGAAUGGCCAAAAAGAGGCCAUGGAGCCUAUCAGAAAAACAUAUAAAGGAGAAAAAUGACAAUAUGGAAAACCAAGAAUGGGUUUUGGUGUACAUAGGGCUUUUUUUUUCUAGGGGAAGGACAACAUACUUAUUUUUACAGCAUAAACUGAACUUACCCUUUGUAGUGAUCAGGACGACCUUUAAUUAUGAAUCUACAGAUGUCAAAGUCUACAGUACUCAGAUUUUUGAAGCAAUAAGGGGACAUUGAAAAUUAUCAGCAUGCUAUAUAGGAUAACUGCAUAAUCAUUUACUUCUGUUUAGCAGUCUUUGUCCUGUAUUUCUGACUGGAAAUUGUAUAGAAAUUAAACAUAGGAGGGAAAAGGGAGGUCCUCUUCGAGGAAUAAUCCAUGUCUGUACCUGUGCAUUUGGUCUUGUUCCACCCCUUUCCAGAUUGCCUUUGUUCAUGAACAAACCAGCAGAAGAUGCUACAAAUCAGAACUGGGAUAGUCUCAUAUGACUUCACCUGGAAGAAGGAACUUUUAUAUCCAAAGAUAUAUAUGAACAGUACAGAAAUAAGCCAUGUUUUCAAUCAUAAACUAUAAAAAUAUAGCAUCAGGUGUUGGCAUUGUUGGGCAUCUUUCAGGAGAGCCAAUUCUAGACAUUUUGGCAUCCUAGUCAGUCAUUUUGUGGCCCCUCCUAUGAUUUAUAUUUAUCUUUUGAGUAGCCAUGCUGAUGCACAGAGUGCGCUGUUACUGUUUUUCUGGGUAUAACUUUGAAAAGCUGAUAGUCACUUGCCUAGUUCCUUCCUAUCAGUCUUUUCUCUUGCUUUGGUAAUAUUAGUUUCCUGAGGUCCGUAGCUGUACUAAUUAUUUCUUUUUCAAAACUUGCAAUGCCUGGUUGAUGUGAUGUUCACUACUACUCCACUGACUUUGGGCAUAGAUAUUGUAGAAAUUUAUAGAAAGAAAUGAUUGUAAAACUAUGAGGAAAGAUACAUUUUAUACUCUUAUUGUGCAUAUAAAUCUUUUCAAUUCUGGUGUGCCCUAAAAUUUGGCACCUAGAUGACAGCCAAAAUGGGCAAUUGCCAAACCUCCCCGGUUUGUUGCCUUUUUCCUGCCAUCUCAGUGAUGAAAGUGAAGAAUCUAUACAAGCACACCCUUCCCAAUACAGACUGAAAGCAAAGAGAUGCCAAGUAUAUAGAUGGGACCAACAAUAAUUUUUUAAACUGGUGAAGCUAGGAAGGAAAAAUUUCCUGAAGGUAUCUUUUGAAAAGUUGACAAAAUCUGGAGCUGAUAAGGAAUACCUAAUCCAUUUGUAUAUACGAAUGCAGUGUCAGUGCUGCUAUCAUAAUUUUAAAGCCAGAAUAAAAGUAGAAUAUAGAUCAGAUAUUGUGGUAGAUCAGCAAGUGUUUUUUGCUCCCAGUUCCAUUCCUCCUCAGCCUAUUGUCUUCCAGAUAGGUUGUACUGGUUGUUCAUCAUCAUUGCCCAACUCACCUGGAGCAUAGUGGGCCAAGGAAGUUUAUCAUAGCAAUAACAAGCUUUCCCUUUUUUAAAACUAGGCUAUUAGAGUGGUAACUAAAAUGUAAACUUGCAUUUGUGGAUCCUUGCAGGAGAGGGUGCUUCAGUGAAAGAAUAUGCAACUGGCAACAAUUCCUUUUCACCAAAUUGAUCUUAAAGCUCAAAUUUUUUAAAAUAUAUCUCACAACUCUGAAACCUAUCUGUAACUUCAUUUCAAAUCCUUAUUUAAUAGGAGGCAUAAUGUCUCAAAAUCUCUGACUGAGAAGUAUGUUCCCUUGAUUUAAGACUGCAUUUUAAAAAUUAUUUAACAUGUUAGGGAUCAUUCAAAUCUUUCCUCUUCUGAGAAGAUUGAUACAAAAGCUGAUCACUUAAUGUUUACAACAACCUGUGUUUUAACUUUAGAGAAACUAUUAUAAGCAGCAUACUAAUUAAGUGUGCCGCAAAAAGCAUCACAUUUUAAGAUAAAUAGUAUUCUGAACAGUGUGUACUUGAAUUACAGAAUUAUCAAGAUCCUUGAUAGGUGCUUUUUUUCAGAGUAUGCAGAAUCUCUAUCUGCCUUUGAAUUGAAGUGGUUAGAUCUCAAAUGUGGAUAAUAUAUUAAAAUAUUUUAAGAGUGAUUACGUUAAUUGGAAUUGCUGAUUCCCUCUAGCAAUUAGAAAAUAUGUUCAAACAUGUUUUCAGAGACAGUUUGAGAACUAGUGCUACUCCAGGGUAUUACAAAGUACUUAUAUUCUCUACAAUAUUAUAAUAAAAUAUUAUGAAGCAUCUAUUAAUAAUUUCAGGGAUAGCCUUGAAAUAUUAUCAGAAAUUAAUCUUUAAAUGAAUUGGAGUCACUUGGCAUAGUGACCAUACUUUAGUUUUUAUAGCACACAAUAAUGCGGGCAGAAAGCCAGUUCAAUGUUAAUCUCAGACAUUGUUUGAUCUCAGUACAAUAACCAUAAAAUGCAAAUAAAACACUAUGCUGGAAUGUAGAAGAGUUGCUCAAAUGCAUUAGAAUAUAACUUAUAAGAAAAUGUGAGUUCAAAAUCGUAUGGAUUAUCAUUGUAAGGAAUUUAGUCCUAAAACCUACAUUCUUAAAUGUACUUCCUAACAAGCUUCUAAAGUAUGGAGAGACCUGGAUUUUCAAUAGAAGAAAUAUUUUCAGAUAUAAUACACUCUGGAAAAUGUCAUUAAAAAUUGGAGUAAAAAUGCUGCUAUCAGGAAGAAUACUUAUGGGGAAUUGAGCUUUUGGGCUACUCUACUAAACUCAAGCAUACUUAAUUGCAACACGUUUUUAUAAUUGUAGGUCUUUAGAGUUAUGCUUGAAAAUUAAGCCAUUUCUAUUACUAUAUUACUUUCUAUUACUACUACAGUAGUAUGCUGAAUUUUAUAACUUCUAAUUUUGUUAAUAUAUUCCUUUUUUGUAAUAGAUCUUAUUUCAAAGCAUUUUGUGUAUGUACUGGUAUCAUCAAUUUGUUAUGUUUGUUACAUGUUUUUGAUAUGCAGUUUUAGGAGA
Messenger RNA from Thamnophis sirtalis, 7019 nucleotides. RefSeq names its product EDAR associated via death domain (gene EDARADD). Gene Ontology annotation, molecular function: protein binding. The record is from RefSeq and is a predicted model, not a curated record. Lineage: Eukaryota; Metazoa; Chordata; Lepidosauria; Squamata; Natricidae. Gene Ontology annotation, biological process: signal transduction.